Chlorocebus sabaeus (green monkey) is the source of this 3552-nucleotide messenger RNA. It is a transcript of the gene CORIN, whose product is annotated as corin, serine peptidase. NCBI's taxonomy places the organism in Eukaryota, Metazoa, Chordata, Mammalia, Primates, Cercopithecidae. Gene Ontology annotation, biological process: peptide hormone processing; regulation of blood pressure. Gene Ontology annotation, cellular component: membrane. Gene Ontology annotation, molecular function: protein binding; serine-type endopeptidase activity. The record is from RefSeq and is a predicted model, not a curated record.
CAGCCAGGUCUUAUGUCCUCUUAGUCUCGGUGAAUUCAGGGUCAGCCCCUCCCUCCCCCGUCCUCUCCUCUGCCCGAUGCCACCUCCUUCCCCAGCCGUAGGUGAGCUCCCGCUCUGACAGUCCCGCGUUCAGCGUCCUGCACCCAGUUCCCAGGCGCACGGCCCUGGUCCCGACCUCCACCCGGGCCGCCCGGCAUCCGAGACCCUCCCAGGGUCAUGGGCAGGGUUUCCUUCAGUGUUCGAGUAGGCUCGAUCCAGAGACCCCAGUACCAAUGCCGGGGGCGAUACCACCUUUCCUGCGGAGUCCUUCCUUCGCACGGUGCCCUCCACGCGUCUAGUGGACUUGGCUGCGCACUGGCCGCACGGGAGACUGCAGAUGGAGCUGUCGGAGCCAGCCCCUCGGGGAUCUACAGCUUCCUCUCUGCGCCGGCGUCGCGGGCGCCUGGUGGCUGGAAGGACUGCGCAGCAGCCUUGCCUGCCCCAGACGUCUUGAGAGCUGAUGACAAUAACAUGGGCAAUGGCUGCUCUCAGAAGCUGGCGACUGCUAACCUCCUCCGGUUCCUAUUGCUGGUCCUGAUUCCAUGUAUCUGUGCUCUUGUUCUCUUGCUGGUGAUCCUGCUUUCCUAUGUUGGAACAUUACAAAAGGUCUAUUUUAAAUCAAAUGGGAGUGAACCUUUGGUCACUGAUGGUGAAAUCCAAGGGUCCGAUGCUAUUCUUACAAAUACAAUUUAUAACCAGAGCACUGUGAUUUCUACUGCACAUCCCGACAAGCACAUUCCAGCCUGGACUACGGAUGCUUCUCUCCCAGGGGACCAAAGUCACAGGAAUAUAAGUGCCUGCAUGAACAUCACCCACAGCCAGUGUCAGAUGCUGCCCUACCACUCCACGCCGACACCUCUCCUCUCAGUUGUCAGAAACAUGGAAAUGGAGAAGUUCCUCAAGUUUUUCACGUAUCUCCAUCGCCUCAGUUGCUAUCAACAUAUCAUGCUGUUUGGCUGUAGUCUCGCCUUUCCUGAGUGCAUCAUUGAUGGCGAUGACAGUCAUGGACUUCUGCCCUGUAGAUCCUUCUGUGAGGCUGCCAAAGAAGGCUGUGAAUCAGUCCUGGGGAUGGUGAAUUACUCCUGGCCGGAUUUCCUCAAAUGCUCCCAGUUUAGAAACCAUACUGAAAGCAGCAACGUCAGCAGAAUUUGCUUCUCGCCUCAGCAGGAAAAUGGAAAGCAACUGCUCUGUGGAGGGGGUGAGAGCUUUCUGUGUGCCAGUGGAAUCUGCAUCCCCAGGAAACUGCAAUGUAAUGGCUACAACGACUGUGACGAUUGGAGUGACGAGGCUCAUUGCAACUGCAGUGAGAAUCUGUUUCACUGUCACACAGGCAAGUGCCUUAAUUACAGCCUUGUGUGUGAUGGAUAUGAUGACUGUGGGGAUUUGAGCGAUGAGCAAAACUGUGAUUGCAAUCCCACAACAGAGCAUCGCUGCGGGGACGGGCGUUGCAUUGCCACGGAGUGGGUGUGUGAUGGUGACCACGACUGUGUGGAUAAGUCCGACGAGGUCAACUGCUCCUGUCACAGCCAGGGUCUGGUGGAGUGCAGAAAUGGACAAUGUAUCCCCAGCACAUUUCGAUGUGACGGCGACGAGGACUGCAAGGAUGGGAGUGAUGAGGAGAACUGCAGUGGCAGUCAGACUCCAUGUCAAGAAGGAGACCGAAGAUGCCUCUACAUUGCCUGCAUUGAUUCGUGUGGUGGUAGCUCUCUCUGUGACCCGAACAACAGUCUGAAUAACUGUAGUCAAUGUGAACCAAUUACAUUGGAACUCUGCAUGAAUUUGCCCUACAACAGUACAAGUUAUCCAAAUUACCUUGGCCACAGGACUCAAAAGGAAGCAUCCAUCAGCUGGGAGUCUUCUCUUUUCCCUGCACUUGUUCAAACCAACUGUUAUAAAUACCUCAUGUUCUUUGCUUGCACCAUUUUGGUACCAAAGUGUGAUGUGAAUACAGGCCAGCGUAUCCCCCCUUGCAGAGCAUUGUGUGAGCACUCUAAAGAACGCUGUGAGUCUGUUCUUGGGAUUGUGGGCCUACAGUGGCCUGAAGACACAGAUUGCAGUCAAUUUCCAGAGGAAAAUUCAGACAAUCAAACCUGCCUGAUGCCUGAUGAAUAUGUGGAAGAAUGCUCACCUAGUCAUUUCAAGUGCCGCUCAGGACGGUGUGUUCUGGCUUCCAGAAGAUGUGAUGGCCAGGCCGAUUGUGAUGAUGACAGUGAUGAGGAAAACUGUGGUUGUAAAGAGAGAGAUCUUUGGGAAUGUCCAUCCAAUAAACAAUGUUUGAAGCACACAGUCAUCUGCGAUGGGUUCCCAGACUGCCCUGAUUACAUGGAUGAAAAAAACUGCUCAUUUUGCCAAGAUGAUGAGCUGGAAUGUGCAAACCAUGCAUGUGUGUCACGUAACCUGUGGUGUGACGGUGAAGCCGACUGCUCAGACAGUUCAGAUGAAUGGGACUGUGUGACCCUCUCUAUAAAUGUGAACUCCUCUUCCUUUCUGAUGGUUCACAGAGCUGCCACAGAACACCAUGUGUGUGGAGAUGGCUGUGAGGAGAUGUUCAGUCAGUUGGCCUGCAAGCAGAUGGGUUUAGGAGAACCAUCUGUGACUGAAUUGAUACAGGAACAGGAGAAAGAGCUGCGGUGGCUGACAUUACACUCCAACUGGGAGAGCCUCAAUGGGACCACUUUGCAUGAACUUCUUGUAAAUGGGCAGUCUUGUCAGAGCAGAAGUAAAAUUUCUCUUCUAUGUACUAAACAAGACUGUGGGCGCCGCCCUGCUGCCCGAAUGAACAAAAGGAUCCUUGGGGGUCGGACAAGUCGCCCUGGAAGGUGGCCAUGGCAGUGUUCUCUGCAGAGUGAACCCAGUGGACAUAUCUGUGGCUGUGUCCUCAUUGCGAAGAAGUGGGUUCUGACAGUUGCUCACUGCUUCGAGGGGAGAGAGAAUGCUGCAGUUUGGAAAGUGGUGCUUGGCAUCAACAAUCUAGACCAUCCAUCAGUGUUCAUGCAGACACGCUUUGUGAAGACCAUCAUCCUGCAUCCCCGCUACAGUCGAGCAGUGGUGGACUAUGACAUCAGCAUCAUUGAGCUAAAUGAAGACAUCAGUGAGACUGGCUACGUCCGGCCUGUCUGCUUGCCCAGCCCGGAGCAGUGGCUAGAGCCUGAUACGUACUGCUAUAUCACAGGCUGGGGCCACAUGGGCAAUAAAAUGCCUUUUAAGCUGCAAGAGGGAGAAGUCCGCAUUAUUUCUCUGGAACGGUGUCAGUCCUACUUUGACAUGAAGACCAUCACCACUCGGAUGAUAUGUGCUGGCUAUGAGUCUGGCACAGUUGAUUCAUGCAUGGGCGACAGCGGUGGGCCUCUUGUUUGUGAGAAGCCUGGAGGACAGUGGACAUUAUUUGGAUUAACUUCAUGGGGCUCCGUCUGCUUUUCCAAAGUCCUGGGGCCUGGCGUUUAUAGUAAUGUGUCAUAUUUCGUCGAAUGGAUUAAAAGACAGAUUUACAUCCAGACUUUUCUCCUAAACUAA